AUGUCGCACGACAUCGAGUACUCUGAAAAGUACGCCGACGAGGACUACGAGUACAGGCGCCGCUCGCGCGCAGCGACCCGCCACCGCUUUUGGCAGUUGCCCCGAACCCCCUGCGUGCGCGCGAUCCGACGCCGCGCGCGCGCGCGCAGGCACGUCAUCCUGCCCAAGCAUAUCGCGAAGACGAUGACCAAGGGCCGUCUGCUGCUAGAGACGGAGUGGCGCGGCCUCGGCGUCACGCAGAGUCGAGGCUGGGGUCACUACGCGAUCCACAAGCCGGAGCCGCACAUCCUCCUCUUCCGCCGGCCAAACAACACAGACCCCGUCACCGGCCUCGCUCCUGGAGGCAAGCGCAUCGACCCGACCGGCAAGAUCAUCAACUGA
Emiliania huxleyi CCMP1516 is the source of this 381-nucleotide messenger RNA. RefSeq lists its product as hypothetical. Gene Ontology annotation, molecular function: cyclin-dependent protein serine/threonine kinase activator activity; histone binding; ubiquitin binding. The transcript is spliced from 2 exons. Gene Ontology annotation, cellular component: cyclin-dependent protein kinase holoenzyme complex; SCF ubiquitin ligase complex. Lineage: Eukaryota; Haptophyta; Isochrysidales; Noelaerhabdaceae. The record is from RefSeq and is a predicted model, not a curated record. Bases 1 to 381 code for a protein of 126 amino acids. Gene Ontology annotation, biological process: regulation of mitotic cell cycle.